ACGUGACGCGGCCGCGGAACCUGAGCUGUCGGGCCUAAGCCGAGCUAAAUUCGUUGCUGGUGGCCGCUGCGGGUGCAACCGCAAAGGCUGAUCCGCGAGGAGCUGGGGAGGCUCGUGGAGUGGAUGCUUCCUCUUCCACGUCAGGUCGGCUCCCAUUAUCUUCUCACCGUUCGUCGGUCCCGUCUCCCUGAGCAUUUGCAUGAGCUCUUUGGCGUGGGGGAGCUCCGGUGACCAUGUAGGGGGGACAGAGAGAGGAAGCUCCGGGUGCCUGGGACGAGGUCUGCGCCGUCUACACGCCGCCCACCACCCCCGGUGCGGGCCGCUGGGCCCGUGGGCCCCGGCGGGAACUCCGGCCUCCAGUUGUGGCCUGGCCGGGAGCGCCACGAAUUCUCGCGUCGUCUCGCGAGAAUCUAAGUUGAAGGAACAUGGCGACGUCUAAUCUGUUAAAGAAUAAAGGCUCUCUUCAGUUUGAAGACAAAUGGGAUUUCAUGCGUCCAAUUGUUUUGAAGCUUUUACGCCAGGAAUCUGUUACAAAGCAGCAGUGGUUUGAUCUGUUUUCGGAUGUGCAUGCAGUCUGUCUCUGGGAUGAUAAAGGCCCAGCAAAAAUCCAUCAGGCUUUAAAAGAAGACAUUCUUGAGUUUAUUAAACAAGCACAGGCACGAGUUCUGAGCCAUCAAGAUGAUACAGCUUUGUUAAAAGCAUAUAUUGUUGAAUGGCGAAAAUUCUUUACACAAUGUGACAUUUUGCCGAAACCUUUUUGUCAACUAGAGAUUACUUUAAUGGGUAAACAAGGCAGCAAUAAAAAAUCCAAUGUGGAAGACAGUAUUGUUCGAAAGCUCAUGCUUGAUACAUGGAAUGAGUCAAUCUUUUCAAAUAUAAAAAACAGACUCCAAGAUAGUGCAAUGAAGCUGGUUCAUGCUGAAAGAUUAGGAGAAGCUUUUGAUUCUCAACUUGUCAUUGGAGUAAGAGAAUCCUAUGUUAACCUUUGUUCUAAUCCUGAGGAUAAGCUUCAAAUUUAUAGGGACAAUUUUGAGAAGGCAUACCUGGAUUCAACAGAGAGGUUUUAUAGAACACAGGCACCCUCGUAUUUACAACAAAAUGGUGUGCAGAAUUAUAUGAAAUAUGCAGAUGCUAAAUUAAAAGAAGAAGAAAAACGAGCACUGCGUUAUUUAGAAACAAGACGAGAAUGUAACUCUGUUGAAGCACUCAUGGAAUGCUGUGUAAAUGCCCUGGUGACAUCAUUUAAAGAGACUAUCUUAGCGGAGUGCCAAGGCAUGAUCAAACGAAAUGAAACUGAAAAAUUACAUUUAAUGUUUUCAUUGAUGGACAAAGUUCCUAAUGGGAUAGAGCCAAUGUUGAAAGACUUGGAGGAACAUAUCAUUAGUGCUGGCCUGGCAGAUAUGGUAGCAGCUGCUGAAACUAUUACUACUGACUCUGAGAAAUAUGUUGAGCAGUUACUUACUCUGUUUAAUAGAUUUAGUAAACUCGUCAAAGAAGCUUUUCAGGAUGAUCCACGAUUUCUUACUGCAAGAGAUAAGGCGUAUAAAGCAGUUGUUAAUGAUGCUACAAUUUUUAAACUUGAAUUACCUUUGAAGCAGAAAGGGGUGGGAUUAAAAACUCAGCCUGAAUCAAAAUGCCCUGAACUGCUUGCCAAUUACUGUGACAUGUUGCUAAGAAAAACACCAUUAAGCAAAAAACUAACUUCUGAAGAGAUUGAAGCAAAGCUUAAAGAAGUGCUCUUGGUACUUAAAUAUGUACAAAACAAAGACGUUUUUAUGAGGUAUCACAAAGCUCAUUUGACACGACGUCUUAUAUUAGACAUCUCUGCCGAUAGUGAAAUUGAAGAAAAUAUGGUAGAAUGGCUAAGAGAAGUUGGUAUGCCAGCAGAUUAUGUAAACAAACUUGCUAGAAUGUUUCAAGACAUAAAAGUAUCUGAAGAUUUGAAUCAAGCUUUUAAAGAAAUGCACAAAAAUAAUAAACUGGCUUUACCAGCUGAUUCAGUUAAUAUAAAAAUUUUGAAUGCUGGUGCCUGGUCAAGAAGCUCUGAGAAGGUCUUUGUCUCACUUCCUACUGAACUGGAGGAUUUGAUACCUGAAGUAGAAGAAUUCUACAAAAAAAAUCAUAGUGGUAGAAAAUUGCAUUGGCAUCAUCUCAUGUCAAAUGGAAUUAUAACAUUUAAGAAUGAAGUAGGUCAAUAUGAUUUGGAGGUGACCACGUUUCAGCUGGCUGUAUUGUUUGCAUGGAACCAAAGACCCAGAGAGAAAAUCAGCUUUGAAAAUCUCAAACUUGCAACUGAACUCCCUGAUGCUGAGCUUAGAAGGACUUUAUGGUCUUUAGUAGCUUUCCCAAAGCUCAAACGACAAGUGUUACUGUAUGAACCUCAAGUCAACUCACCCAAAGACUUUACAGAAGGUACCCUGUUCUCAGUGAACCAGGAGUUCAGUUUAAUAAAAAAUGCAAAAGUUCAGAAAAGGGGUAAAAUCAACUUGAUUGGACGCUUGCAGCUCACUACAGAAAGGAUGAGAGAAGAAGAGAAUGAAGGAAUAGUUCAACUAAGAAUAUUAAGAACCCAGGAAGCUAUCAUACAAAUAAUGAAAAUGAGAAAGAAAAUUAGUAAUGCUCAGCUGCAGACUGAAUUAGUUGAAAUUUUGAAAAACAUGUUCUUGCCACAAAAGAAAAUGAUAAAAGAGCAAAUAGAAUGGCUAAUAGAGCACAAAUACAUCAGAAGAGAUGAAUCUGAUAUCAACACUUUCAUAUAUAUGGCAUAAUUUUGAAAAUCAUGGACAAUAUUAAGAACCCAGAUUUUGGAGUGCUUGGGCAGAAAGUUGUAACAGUUUGUGCUGGAGAAAGGUUUAUUUGGACUUUGAUUACAUAAAUAUUAAAAUCUCUGCCUUACCUUAUAAAACAACUAUAUUUUGCCAAUCACUUUAGUUAGCAUGAUGGCAUCCCCUUCAUGUUGCACACACUUUAACAGCAUGCUGUUUUGUGGAGAAACUUGCAUUCAUGAAGAGCCCAUUAUGAACUUUAAAAGGUAAAUUUGAUUUAUACCCACCUGGAGAAAUACAGUUGAAAAGGGUGACAGCGGGGUUCUUGUUGCUUUUUUCUCUUUUUUCCUCUCUUAAAAAAAUGUACUUGCACAAGGAAAGAUCUUCAGAUACUCAUGCACUGAAAAUGCUGUUAUCUUUUGUUUUUAAAAAAAUUCCAUUAAAACUAGAAAUAGCACUCUUGGUUUCUUGGAUGGAAGAGUGAGCUGUCAGCACAGCGUUGGGAGAGGGCAGACGUAGGUGAGAAGAUAAGUAUUUAAUAGUGUUGAAUUGUUCGAACACUGCUCAGCAGAAUACCUGGAUUUUAAAAGUGACCUAAAAAUGGUAUUAAAUACUUCCAACUUGGAAAUGUUCGUUUUCUUUCAGCAGGAGACUGCUGUUUUGGUUGGUUGUUGGUAAAUGUUUGGGUUUUUUUGUUUUGUUUCUUUUUUAAUCUUAAAAUGCUGGAGAGCUUGUUUUGAAAAAAGUGAAACAUAAACUGUUGCUUCCAUUUUUAAAAAAACUUUCCUUGGAGAUAGGUCAUUACAUAAAAUUGUGGAGUCAAAAAUAGCAAGACAAACAUAUUAAGUGUGUUUGCUAGCACGCUUAAUAUUUAUAUACUUAAUAUUUAUUAUGCCAUAUUCAAUUUCAUUAAAAACAUCACACAGAUCUCUUUCUCUGGUAUAAUACAGUUACAUAACUGAUCUCUUAAGUUGUAACAUAGAGCUAUUUUGGUAUUUUUAAAGUCUGAUGGUUAGGGAUUUAUAGCCUCAGGUUUCUGGAAAGACAGACAUGCUCUUUUAAAAAGAAUUAAGUGUCUAUCAUCUAGGAGGAAGAGAAAAAACCACAACAUAAGACCUGAAAAGCAUAAGCAGAAUUGUUGCAAUCAUAAUAUGAGCAGUAAACUUGCCAAAUAUAUGUAUAUAUAUAUAUACUUAUAUAUUUUAAAAUAAACAUUUUUUAAAUGUUCAGAAGGCAACACUACCUUGUUCCUUUCAGUCAAUCCAAAGUAGCAACUUACUAGUUGCUAGCAACUGAAUACCCAGAGUAGUAGAAAUUUUAUGACUUGAGGUCUUAAACAACUUAGAAAAAUUUAUUCCCCAUUGGGAAAAAUGGAUCAACAUGGAUUUUUACUCAUUGUGGUGCACAUUUCAAAUUUUCUUACAAAUUAUUUUGUAUCUUGUUUGAUGUUAAGUAAUUAGAUUAAAAGUAUGGUUUUCAAGGCAGUAGGAAGUGGAGUGCUAGAACUGAAAGGCAUGCAGUGUUACAUGAUAGCAGAGCGCUUUUUCAGGCAUUUCAUGGAAUCUGUCCCCAGUCCCAAGAGGCUUUGGUGAGCUGCCUGCUGAAAGAAAGGAAAGCAGAUCUAAAACAUGUAAGGUUUUACUGAUGAUAUAUAAAUACCAGUUCUGAAGCACAUAGAAAAUUGGAAAUUUGUUUUACACUUCAUUCUCUAAGGUAGUGUAUGUCACUUAUUAGACCAAGGAUUUUGUGGAAAAUUAAAAUAAAAUUAGUGCUCACUGUUUUCUUGAAUUAGAUGUCUGCUAACCACAUGGGUAGGUUUGAAAUUUAGAAGAAAUAAUUUUGUGAUAAUUGUGGUUGUUCUGUUUAACAAAUAGUUUGGUAUUGGCAUAUUUGCUUAUCCCAAUACAAGGAUGCCAAAAGAGAAAACAACGGGAGGAAAAAUUGCAGGCCAUUUUUUAAAGUGUAAGACUUGUUUUAAACCAUAAUUGUUCUCUGAACUCUUUUGGAAUUUGUAGUCUUUUUGGUCAUAUAAUUGAAGAAUGAGUGCCAUAAUGUUUUGAUUUAUAAAGGCAAAUUUAAUGUAGAAGUGGGUAACAGUAAAUCCAUGGCAAAGUUUUCUAUUCAAUUUUGUAAAUUUUUUAAUAGCUAAUUAUGUCUUGAUUAUAUUUGGGGGAUCAAACAGCAGCAAAUACUGUAGACUUAGUUUUCAUCAUACUUUUGUUAUGUAUACUAAAGUUUACUUCAUGGUAUUUAUGAAAACCAUUUAGUUGAACAAGGUGCCUAUACCAUUGUUGAAUUUUCUUUAAAGAUGUUUUGACAAUAGAUUUGUUCAUUUAAAAAAACAUAAUUAAAAUGUUACCAGCGGUUUGCUACAGGUGUAGAGGCACAGUAUCCUUUAUCAGGUCUUUUCUGUAAUAUGUUUUGAGAAAUUAGUGCUGUCUGAGCAGAGGUGAAACCUGACGUAGUUAAGGGGGGAAAAAAUCCAGCAACCACCCCUCCCCAGUGUUUUUUUUGUUUUGCUUUUUGUCCAUGAGUAGUUUGGCAAUAUGAUGCUUCAGAGGUUGAUUUAAACUGUGAACACUUACCUUCUAAUUUAAGAUGGAGCCUUCUGGAUGAUGUUAACUUUUGUUGUCAUCUCGUUGCCAGAGUGAGUAGACAUGAAACAGAAUUUACAAAGUAAAAUACAGGUCAAUUUUGAUGCUUACAGUGAGAUAAAUACUAGAACCAUUAUACUGUUCCAAUGGUUUAAUGAGGAUCUUGAAAUAAAUUCUGAAGUCUUCCAAUUUUUACAUUUUUUUGGAGGGGGUCACUGAAUUCUGUCAACCUGUUUAUUUAAGUCUCUUGCUCUUACUUUUGCAUAAAUGUUAAAAAUUCCAAAAAUGAAAUGUUACCUUUCUUAUAUUUUCAUUUUAUUAAAUUUAAUACAUACUGUGACCUGAAUAGUAAAAAAAAGUAUUUUGCAUUCUUUGCAGUAGGCUAUCAUUAGCCCUGCCGAAGGGGCAAAUUUUAAAAAUUCAAUUUGGGUGAAAGAUUUGCUAGUUUUACAGAAAGCUUUCCUAUCUUAAACUCAAGCUGGUUUUUCUAUUUUCAUGUAAAUGACUGGGAUGCUGUCUUAGAAAUUCUUCCAAGGUCAUGUUUGUGAAAUAAACAUUACAUGAGAGCUUUCCUGUCAUCUACAUUAUGUUGUCUGGAGUGUUGAACAAAUUUGAAUUCCUAGGUUGUAAUCUAUCCUUAUAUGGUCUAUACGAUUUUGAAUGUGUGCCACUACAUACUGAGAUGAUAAUGCUGUACAAUUUUAAAUGGUAGCAGUUUCUGUAUGCAGUAGGCUGAAAUAUUUUGAUGAACUGCUUAAUUUUUGGAUUUUAUUUUUUAAGUUGUAUAAUUUAUUUUCUUGCAAAAUAAAAAUGUAAUAUAAAAGCUUUC
Messenger RNA from Lepus europaeus (European hare), 6188 nucleotides. RefSeq names its product cullin 5 (gene CUL5). The record is from RefSeq and is a predicted model, not a curated record. Gene Ontology annotation, molecular function: ubiquitin protein ligase binding. Gene Ontology annotation, cellular component: SCF ubiquitin ligase complex; Cul5-RING ubiquitin ligase complex. NCBI's taxonomy places the organism in Eukaryota, Metazoa, Chordata, Mammalia, Lagomorpha, Leporidae. The coding region runs from base 426 to 2768 and encodes 780 amino acids. The transcript is spliced from 19 exons. Gene Ontology annotation, biological process: SCF-dependent proteasomal ubiquitin-dependent protein catabolic process; protein ubiquitination.